GCUCAAACAUAAUAUCUCAGAACUGUUCUUACCUUGAAUUGCACGAAAGCGGUUCUUGCGUUGGGCUCGACGUAGAUACUCCAAAGUACGUAGGCUCCGAGGACGCAGAGUAAAUCGAUGUGGCCUGCAGUGCACGAAACCCUAGUAAAGGAAAAAGAUCAGAUGGACCCCCCCCCCUACUGUCAACUUGUUCAUAUUCUUCGAAGGUGAAGUUGAGAAAUGGUAAAGGAUAUGCGGAAUAGUAUUAUUCCCAAUUAGGAAAUAGUCUCUAUUAUGUAAAAGAGCCUGGAUUUGGUUUACCAUCGCAUCGACGUCAAAUUUCGCACCGCACAUAAGGCCAUCAUGAAGCGCAAAAAUGGCCCGGAGCAUUUGGAGGAGGCGGAAAAGCGAAUGCCUAGGCAGGAUCCCGUGUCAUGUCAAUCUUGCAGGCGAAAGAAAUUGAAAUGCGAUCGACAACGCCCCUGUGGUAGUUGCUCGACGCGACGCCUUUCUUGCACCUAUGGAGUCGAUGGCAUACCACAUGUCCCAAAUGUACGAGCACCUACAAACAGGACCGGUGGUGGCUCGGAAACCUCAGCUAGGGCUCAUGUCCAUGCGAGUGCCGCAACCAGACGCAAACCUGCCCAGUCUCCAGCCGCCACGGACGCACAGUCGCGGAAGAGUAAAGAAUCUUUGCUGACGGCGGACUGGCUUGAGCAUAUUCAUAUGGGUGACCGCGUUCCAGCCGCCCUUUCGCCGCAAUUGAGAGCCGAACUUGAUGAACCGAGAAACGGGGAACACCUGGCGAAUACAGGACUGAACGCUCGGUCUCCCCGGGCGUUAUUUUCGAUGUUUCAGGACUCCCUGGGUCCAGAUGAGAAUCCAGCUACAAUCAAUCUAACCGCAUUUCUUCCCCAGAAGGCUGAUACAAUGGAUCUCUUGAAGUAUUACUUUAACUACAUCAACCAUCUUUACCGUAUCAUCGUCCCCCAGCUUGCGGAAGAGCAGAUCAACGAGGUUUAUCAAUGCGUCGAGAGUGGGUUGCCCCUCAAUAUUAACUACCUUGCUCUUCUAUUCGCACUGAUUGGGUCUUCGUUGUAUUUACAACUGUCUAUCGAAUCGUCUGCCCACGCAGAGAUCUGUAGCCAAAAGUUUUCAUUCUUGACCGGGGCAGCUUUGACUCAAGCCAAUUAUGUCUCCUACCCGACGAUCGAAGGUUUACAAGCAUCGCUGGUUGUUUUUCACAACCUUUCGAAUGUCCAUUGCUGUAACUCUGUCAGUGCAAUCUUCAUGCUGGGGUCACUUGUCUCUCAGGCCAAGAAUAUGAUGCUCCAUCGAAUUGACACCCAUGUAUCCCGUGAACAGAGGGAUGUGCACGGGUACAAUUUUAUGGAAUUGGAGAUUAAACGGCGUCUGUGGUGGGAUAUCGCAUCUUUUGACUGGCUGCUCGGGUUCCUGAGCGGGCCACAGGAAUGGACGUACCUGAUUAACCCGGAAUUUAUGCACGUAGAAAAGCCGUCUAACCUUGACGACACGGCGAUCGGAAUGACACCGGUACCCCCGGAUACAGCACCGACGGAUAUGACGUUCUUUCUUGAGCGCUUGAAACUCGCAGAAGCAUGCCGGUCUGUUGUGGAUGGGGUUUCUUCCGCACAACUUCAAGGAACAGAGCUGGACUACCCGAAACUCCUGGAGCUUGACCACGAGUUGCAGCAAGCACAAAGCGAGAUUCCCGACGUGUUCCGGCUCGACUCAACGUCCAGACGCCGGCAUUCGUCUCUUUGCGCAAAACGACCAACAUUUGCCUGGCAACGGUCUUUGUUACAGCAAGCAUACUACUCGCGCUUUUGCCGUUUACAUCGACCCUUUUUCAUCCGUGGAGCUCGGGACCCGAAAUACUCUUAUUCACACAUAAUUUGCCUGCAAUCCGCUCGGAAAGUGUUGGAAAUCAAGAGAAUUAUGGACGAGGAAGAGCCUAGAUUCGCUCCGUCCAGCUCUGUGAUUUGGUCUAUCAUGCAUCAUGUUUUCAUGGCAGCUGUUAUCCUGCUACUGGACGUGUGCUAUAACUGGGAUGACCUCCUGGCGGACAAGAGACGAGAGGAAGUACUUGAGGCUUGUCGAAUGUUGAGCCGAGCCCAGCAGUCGUCAUCACUCGUCAAGGAGGGCAUUAACAGUAUGAUGAGCAUUUUGCAGCGACACUAUCAGCACGGCAAGUCGACGACUUCAGCUUUUGAUCCAGCGAUGGAAGUCUCGAGGCCUGAGGAGAGGCCUGCAGUGGCCUCCUCGUUACCGGAUGCUAAUCGAGUACCCGAGAACGCACUGCCAGACUCCCAGCCCGUGCAAAGUAACGCUGCCGACGACGAGGGAAGAGAAUUGGAGGAUGUCUGGGCUGAGAUUAUUGACAGCGGAGGCAACUUGGAUUUCGAAGCCGAAGACUGGACUGGGUUAUUUACCGAACUUACCAAUGCUGUGGCAGGUGGGACUUGAACAUGCUCUUCGACAGCUUAGCAGUUACUUAAUAUUCCUUUGUAAUGAUAUCUCUUGACCGG
This is a messenger RNA of Aspergillus ochraceoroseus IBT 24754, 2528 nucleotides long. RefSeq lists its product as uncharacterized. The record is from RefSeq and is a predicted model, not a curated record. The transcript has 2 exons. Bases 343 to 2466 code for a protein of 707 amino acids. Lineage: Eukaryota; Fungi; Ascomycota; Eurotiomycetes; Eurotiales; Aspergillaceae. Gene Ontology annotation, biological process: regulation of DNA-templated transcription. Gene Ontology annotation, molecular function: DNA-binding transcription factor activity, RNA polymerase II-specific; zinc ion binding.